Papilio machaon (common yellow swallowtail) is the source of this 1679-nucleotide messenger RNA. RefSeq names its product serine/arginine repetitive matrix protein 2. The coding region runs from base 204 to 1370 and encodes 388 amino acids. The transcript is spliced from 3 exons. The record is from RefSeq and is a predicted model, not a curated record. Lineage: Eukaryota; Metazoa; Arthropoda; Insecta; Lepidoptera; Papilionidae.
UAUGUGCUCUUUGGAAAUUACCUCCAAUCAAUCAAUGUUUAUAGAAGCUAGAAGCACAUUUAUUUUACGUAUUUUCGCUAUUUUUGUAAGUUUGUGAUAAAACUUGAUCCUUGCAUUAAUUUUAUGCUUGCCCUUCAGUACAACACCAACUAAAUAGACACGAAGUGAAUAAUUUUGGUGUGGGUAAAAAUAAUUGUGACACGAUGACUGAUUCGGUAAAUAUGUCAUUGGAUGACAUAAUAAAACAAAACCGUACAAAUAAGUCCCGAGGAAGAGGCGGCGGAACCAUACGUGGUCGAGGUGGCGGUGCUCGCAGAGGUCGUGGUGGCGGACCGGCGCGGCCGGGUACUCCUGGAGCACGCCAAGGCCGCAGCGGUGGCCGGUCACAGUCGCGCGGUCGUUCAAAAUCCCGUGGCCGUUCUCAAUCUCGCGGUCGUUCGCAGUCAAGGAAUCGCUCUCGGUCGCGUCAACAGCGACGUUCUUCUUCACGGGCAAGGUCAGCGUCGAGAUCGAGAUCUGCUAUAAGAGGUUUAACUCCCAAAGGAAGAGCUGGCCUUGAAGAACAACAUGAUGAUAUGCCUCAGCUAGUGAGACGAAAUAGUUUUCGAGGCAGAGGUAGAGGUGGUAUACAAACCAGACUACUUCGCAGCAAUUCAAAUGCUCGAACACAAAAUGGAGUUCAUAGUCGUCUUGGUAUUACAACUCGCCGGGGCGGUUCUAAUAACACUUAUCGGCCUCUUGCUGUCGCCAAAAGGGGUAUUGCAAAGCGGGGUCUAGGAUACGCUACAAGAAAUAAAUAUAGCAAUGUAGGACUACGUUCUGACCAGAUUAUUAAAGAGCAAAGACAAAAUCUUAUGUUGAAUAACUCAAUUAUAAAAUCACAGACAUUUACAAGGUCUAGACGUAACUCCUUCAAUUCACCUUCACAGCUCACAGUUAGUGUAGCUAAUGAUUUUGCAAAAAGACGCAGAAAUAGUGUAGGUAAUGGUAAUUAUUUGAACUCACGAAGCCUAGCUCAACUUAAUAAUCAGUUUGGUGGGUAUAGAACACGACGGGGGCCAGGUAGUGUUAAAUCAAUGGGUUCAAAUAGAUCUAACAGAUCUAGUCGAUCUAACCAAUCCAAUACAAGUAACAGGUCACGCGGCCGAGGCCGUGGACGUGGAAGGGGCAGAGGGAUUAACCGUGGGGUUGGUCGCAAAUUUGUGAAUAAGCAGAUUCUCAAUCCUAAAUUACAAAAAGAGAUUGCUGCUAUACAGGGUAAGAGUUUGGCAACCAAUUCAAGUGAAAGUGAGGUCCCAAUUGGGGUUAAUUUCACCCCCACACCAGCAGCUACUGCUCAAACCUUGCAUCAGAGAUUUGCUAGCGCCUAAUUUAAUUAGUUUGACUAUACUAAAAAGUUAAUUUGUUAUAAAUUGCAGUAACAGUAUUUAAUAAUAGAACAGAAGCAAAUAACAAAAUAGAAAAGAUUUGACGUAAUAUAAUCUCUUGUUUUGUGUGUGUUUGAAGAUUAACUCGUAACUAGUAUGUAAUUAGUAUUUAGGAUAUCCACUUUUACAUUGGUCCCCAUUUGUAGCAAAAUGUGUUAAAAUUAGGUAAAUGAUUAGUAAAACAAACUUAUAUGUCCACUUAAUUUAAAACUUGCAAGGUGGUAAAGAACUGAUCAUAAAUAUUACUUUUAA